CUUGCGUGUGAUGUAACUUUGGCGCCGAAUUAUUCGCGCAUAUUUAUCCACUUCCAUUUAUGAAAGUAUUCUAGAGUGAGAAUUUAUUGAAAGCUUAAUAUUCUGAAGAGAUUUUACUUUUCAUUAAAUAUGCAGCGAAGUAUAUCGUCCUUCUUUCAGCCAGUGAGGUGUAAGGAGAAGGAUGGCAUGCCCAAGGGAGCAUCUGAGUCAGUUAAAAGCCCCCUCAAACCUCAGAACAUUGAUAAGGAAUAUGAUUCACCAGUGAAGAGAAGUAAGCGGAGCCGAGCAAUCAUAGACAGUGAUGAUGAAGAGCAGCAGAUGGUAAAAGAGGUUUCCCAACAAAAUGGAAAGCAAACAGCCACACCAGACAAAGAGACGGUUGGCCUUGUUAAGGAUACGACCAGUCCGCAUUCACCAAAUCCUGUUGUUACCCUGCCAACCCCUGCUGUUUCAGUAACUUCUGGCACCCCUGAAAUGCCUGUUACCCCAAAUUCCACUUCACCCUCCAGCAUCCCAAAACGCAAGACUGCCCGUAAGCAGUUUCCCAAGAGGAAAUUGGACAGCAGGAGAGAUGGAGAGGGAGAAAAAGAGGAGGAACAAAAAGAGACAAGGGGAGGACAGGAGAGUAAACGAGCAAAAAUAGAAGGAUUUCCUGAAAAGAUGGGGAAUGAGGAGUCUAUGGAGGUGAAGCAAAAGAACAGAAGUACGGUCAAGAAAGAACUACUGAUGGCAAAGGAUGAGGGAAACAUGAAUGUGACUAAUGCUGAAAAAGAGUAUAAAAAACAAAAUGAUGAAAUGGAAACUGAACAGGAAGGAGAGAAUGAUUUACUGAAUGGGAAUAAUAAAGAAAUGAAAAAGGUAACAAAGGAGGAAAAAUGCAGUCCUGAAAGAGUGAUGAAGACAGAGAAGGAUGCAGAGGAGGAGAAGAGAGAGGGAUCUGCCAAGAAAAAAACCAUUAACAGUUUCUUUGCACCCAGAAAAGCUGCAGUGAAGUUGGAAAAAUCAGACGAGAAAAGUGAUGUUGAGAAAAAGGAUGGUGAGAAGCCUGCGGCUGCUACUGCUUCCGAUGAGAGAGAAAUGCAAGGUGAGAAGGAUAUGGAACCUGCCAGCCAGAGCCAAUAUGAUCCUUCGAAAGCUCACUACCAUCCCAUAGAUGAUGCUUGCUGGAGGAAGAGACAGAGAGUUCCAUAUCUGGCUGUUGCUCGGACCUUUGAGAAGAUUGAGGAAGAUUCGGGCAGGUUGAGAAACAUUGAAACUCUGUCCAACCUUCUGCGCUCUGUUAUCCUACUCUCUCCAGAUGACCUCUUGUGCUGCCUGUACCUGUGUCUGAAUCAGCUUGGCCCUGCCUAUCAGGGGCUAGAGCUAGGCAUAGGGGAAACAGUACUGAUGAAGGCUGUUGCCCAGGCAACUGGGCGUCAGCUGGACAAAAUCAAGAUGGAGGCCCAGGAAAAAGGUGACCUAGGAUUGGUAGCUGAGAGUUCCCGUAGCAACCAGAGAAUGAUGUUUACACCAGCAAAUCUGACUGCAGUGGGCGUGUUCAGCAAACUAAAGGAGAUUGGCAACAUGAGUGGAAAUUCUGCAAUGAAUAAGAAAAUUGACAUCAUCAAGGGUCUGUUUGUAGCUUGUCGUUUCUCAGAGGCCAGAUACAUUGUACGGUCAUUGACAGGCAAACUGAGGAUUGGAUUGGCUGAGCAGAGUGUUUUAGCUGCUCUGAGUCAAGCAGUAUGUCUGAGUCCACCAGGUCAAGAAUUCCCACCAGCUGUGAUUGAUGCAGGAAAGGGGAUGAGUGCGGAGAGCAGGAGAGCAUGGUUCGAGGAAAAAGGACUCAUCCUUAAACAGACUUACUGUGAAAUGCCAAAUUAUGAUGUCAUCAUCCCUGUUGUGUUGAAGUUGGGCAUAGAUGAACUGCCCAAUCACUGCAAACUUACUCCAGGUGUGCCCCUGCGCCCCAUGCUGGCCCACCCAACUAAGGGAGUAGGGGAAGUGAUGAAAAGAUUUGAUGAAGCUGCUUUCACCUGCGAAUACAAAUAUGAUGGAGAGCGAGCGCAGAUUCACAUUCUUGAGAGUGGUGAGGUUCGUAUCUUCAGCCGAAACCAGGAGGACAACACCAGCAAAUACCCUGAUGUCAUUUUGCGGAUCCCACAGAUAAAGAAGGAAUCUGUGCUUAGCUGCGUGUUGGACUCUGAGGUGGUUGCAUGGGACAGAGAGAAAAAGCAGAUUCAGCCAUUUCAAGUUCUUACCACACGCAAAAGAAAGGAUGUGGAUGCAUCUGAGAUUAAGGUGCAGGUUUGUGUGUAUGCCUUCGACCUGCUGUACUUAAAUGGAGAGUCUCUGGUACGGGAGCCACUGAGUAAGCGUCGAGCUUUGUUAAGGCAGAGUUUCAUGGAGAAGGAGGGAGAGUUUGUCUUUGCUCGUUCUCUUGAUUCUGAUAACACUGAAACUAUCGCAGAGUUCCUGGAGCAGUCCAUACGAGACUCUUGCGAAGGAUUGAUGGUGAAGACCCUGGAGAAAGAUGCCACUUAUGAAAUUGCCAAACGCUCUCAUAACUGGCUUAAGACCAUCGCAUCGGACAAAGUGCUGGGGGCCAUUUUGUCCCAGGUGGUGGAGAGGGAGGAGCGCCCGAUGUUGUACGUCAGCCACAAGCUCUCCAUGCGAGAGUCAAAGUACAGCACCAUGGAAAAGGAGUGUCUGGCAAUCAAGUGGGCGGUUCUCUCUCUCUCUAGUACUACCUGCUUGGACGCCCAUUCAGCCUCUAUUAUGACCAUGCCCCACUCUAGUGGCUCCACUGCAUAGACACCAACAUGUGGAUCACUCAUUGGUACCUGGCCCUUCAACCCUUUACAUUCAAUGUGGUCCACAGGCUGGGGGCACAGAUGGUAGUAGCGGAUUACUUCUGCCGCCGGGGGGGUCAGCUGCAGGCUGGACGGCUCCCCGGCCUGAGUCAGGCAGUGGGGGGUAUGUGGCAGCAAGGGUGUGGUUGAGCGUGGUCUGUGAACGGUGAGGAGUCAGGUUGAACCAGCAGGUCAUGUGUGACAAGGUACAGCUGUGUCUAAUUACUGGCUGUCUAUUAACGUGUGUCUUUUACAUAGCCAGUACCAAAAGAGAGCGCUGUAUCUCUCCCAUGUGCAUGUCUGUGUGAGAACAGGAAAGUCACUGAAAAGGGUAGAGUAAAUAAAAAGCACCCAUUUGAAUUCCAGCAUCUGUUCCCAGUUCCUCAUUUCCCACUCUCAAAGAUUUAAGACUGCUUUGUCAUUGUGUAAGAUACACAACGAAAUUCAGUGCACUGCCUUACGAAACGGUCCUCAAUGUAUACAUACAUAAAAGAUGCAAUAUUUACAAAAAAGAUAUAUACAGACAUAAGGAUUUACAAACAAGAAAGAUGUACAAUCUACAGACAUUCACAUAACAUACACUGAGCACUUGGUCAUAAGUAUUGCACUGGUACUAGGUAUUGUGCUAAUGGAUAUUGCACAAUAGAGGGUAAUGCACUUGAUAAUAGAUAAUGAUAAGAAAAAAUAUUGCACUAAAUGUGGGUAGCUUGACACAUAAUUGGUUGCUGUAUGUGUUUGUGACUUCAGAGUUCAGUGUGGUGGUAGAGUUGAUAUCAAAAAUGUUUCUGAAUCUUGUGGUGAGUGCUUUGAUUGUUCUGUAGUGCUUGCCUGAGGGCAGACAUUUGAAGAGCUGAUGGGUGGGGUGGGAUUAGUCCUUUAGGAUGCAGUGUGGUGUCCCCCCCGCACGCAGCAGGAUGUGUAUAUAUCCUCAAGAGCAGGCAGUUGCUUGUUGAUUUUUUUUUCUGCAGUUUUUAUGACUCUGUAGUGCCUUGUCAUCUGCUGCAGAGCUGUUACCAUAUCAAGAUGCUAUUUGUGAGGACACUCAAUGGUACAGCGGUAGGAGGACAUCAGCAGCUGUUGGGACAGGUUGAUUUUCCUGAGUUCUCAGGGAAUAGUGUCUUUGUGCUUUUUUUUUUAACAAGGCAGUGUGUGUGUUGUAUGUCUACAUCAAGUCCUCUGAUAUGUGUGAACCCAAGAACCUGAAACUAGAGAUGCUCUCCACCUCUUCUCCAUUUAUAUUCAAUGGCAGAUGAAUAUCCUGAUGUCUUCUGAAAUCAACUGUCAGCUCCUUGGUCUUUUUGGUAUUCAGAGCAAAGCUGUUCUCAGCAUAUCAGCCCGUCAGCCUCUGAACCUCCUCUCUGUAGGCAGACUCCUCUCCAGUGAUCAGUCCCACCACUGUUGUGUCAUCUGCAAAUUUUAAGAUGGUGUUUGUGCUGUGCGAUGGUAUGCAGUUAUGCGUGUACAGAGAGUACAGGAAAAGGCUCAAAACACAGUCCUGUGGGGUUCUUGUGCUUAGCGAGAGAGGGGAGGAGCAGUGAGGGCCCAUCCUGACUGUGGCCAGUUACUUAAAAAGUCCAGUAUCCACAGGCAUAUGUUGUGAUGGAGGCCUAGGUCAAACAUCUUGUGGAACAGUCUAUUGGGGAUGAUUGUGUUAAAUGCACAGCUGUAAUCCACAAACAACGAUCGUGUAUAUGCUCUUUGUUGUUCCAAAUGGUGCAGUCCAGUGUGGAGGGCAAUGGAGAUGGUGUCAUCUGUUGAUUCUGUAUAUGAACUAAUGAGUGUCCAGAGUAAGUGGGAGAGCGUCCUUGAUGCAUUUGGGUACCAGUCUCUCCAUGCACUUCAUGAGUAUACUGUAGGUGUCAGAGCUACUGGCCGGUAGUUGUUGAGGUAUGUUGUUAUGGACUGCUUUGGAAAUGGCACUAUGGUAGAUGUCUUCAGACAGGUGGGGACAGUGCACUGUGAUAGGCUUAAGAUAUUUGUAAAUACCUCAGUUAAUUCCAUAACAGUCUUUGAGGACCCGUCCUGGGACACCAUCCGGGCCAGCUGCUUUCCAUAUAUUUGUUACGGAGUGUGCAUGUAACAUCUGCAGAUUGUAUGAUGAGGCAGCUCGUGUCUGUGGCUGGAACAGUGGUCAUGAUGGUCCUUGUGCUGUCCCUCUCAUGACUACUGAAGAAGUGGUUGAGUUGCUCUGCCAGUAAGGCACUGUUGCUCCUGGAGGUCAUGUUGGUGUUUUGAGUUGUGAUGUGAUGUAUACCUUGUCAUGCCCGACGGGGGUCCGUGUUGUUAGAGUGGCCCUCAAUCCUCCUUCUGUAGGCUGUUUUGGUCUCUCUGAUACCUCUUUGCUGUUCCGACCUGGCAACACUGUACUGCUGUGUCCCCCCAGCCUUGAAAGCCUUGUUGCAGGCCUUUAGCAGUACUCAGACGUCUUUUGUGAUCCAUGGCUUGUCAUUGGGGAAGAUAUGGAUUUGUUUUGUGGUAGUCACAGUAUCCAUGCAGUUCAUGUAAAAGAGGAUAGUGGAAGUGUUGGUGUUAAGGUCCUCAUACUCAAACAUGGUCCAGUCAGUGUGACUGAAGCAGUCCUGAAGCUGUUCAAAAGCUCCACUUUGCCACACUUGUAUAACUCUCGUUGUUGGUUUAACUGUGUUGAUAAUGGGUCUGUGUCCCGGAGUUAGGAACAGGGAGAUGUGGUCAGACUGGCCCAGAUGUGGAAGAGGAGAUGCCUUAAACAUAUGCCUAAUGUUGAUAUAAACAUGGUCUAGUGUGUUUUUUCCUCUUGUGGAGCACUGGACAUGUUGAUGGAAUUUUGGGAGGACAGUCUUUAGGUUUGCAUGGUUAAAAUCGUGUGCUAUUACAAACACUCCUUUCAGAUGCACAUUCUGUUGUUUGUUAAUCACAUCUAGUAGAUAGCCUAAUGCAGCUGCAGUGUUAGCAUCAGGAGGUAUGUAUACAGUAGUGAUUUAUGACUACUGUAAAUUCCCUACUGUGAAUAGAAGGGACGGCACUUAAAUGUUAAAUACUCCAGGUCUGCAGAGCAGUGGGAGUCAGUGAUCUUAGCAUUUGUACACUAGUUGUUGUUUGUGUAAACACGAAGUCCGCCUCCUCUGUUCUUACUGGAGUCUAGCAUCCUAUCGGCUUGGUGUGUAGCACGGCCUGCUAGCUUGAUAGCCUCCUCUGGAAUCAUUGGGUUUAACCAUGUCUCCAUAAAGUUCUUACAAUGAUUGAAUCUAAAACUUAUAAGUUAACGAAAUCUAUUUCUUUUACAUCACCAUUCACUAGUUACUGCUGACAAAUUUACUGGGUAAGUCCUUUCUC
This is a messenger RNA of Neoarius graeffei (lesser salmon catfish), 6143 nucleotides long. RefSeq names its product ligase I, DNA, ATP-dependent (gene lig1). Bases 130 to 2793 code for a protein of 887 amino acids. The transcript has 23 exons. Gene Ontology annotation, cellular component: mitochondrion; nucleus. Gene Ontology annotation, molecular function: DNA binding; DNA ligase (ATP) activity; ATP binding. The record is from RefSeq and is a predicted model, not a curated record. Gene Ontology annotation, biological process: DNA biosynthetic process; Okazaki fragment processing involved in mitotic DNA replication; DNA repair. NCBI's taxonomy places the organism in Eukaryota, Metazoa, Chordata, Actinopteri, Siluriformes, Ariidae.